Erigeron canadensis is the source of this 1038-nucleotide messenger RNA. Its product is annotated as chlorophyll a-b binding protein CP29.1, chloroplastic-like. The record is from RefSeq and is a predicted model, not a curated record. Bases 44 to 913 code for a protein of 289 amino acids. The transcript is spliced from 2 exons. Gene Ontology annotation, biological process: photosynthesis, light harvesting in photosystem I; response to light stimulus. Lineage: Eukaryota; Viridiplantae; Streptophyta; Magnoliopsida; Asterales; Asteraceae. Gene Ontology annotation, cellular component: chloroplast envelope; plastoglobule; chloroplast thylakoid membrane.
UUCAUCACUCACCCAUUGCACAAACACAUAAUAACACAAAACAAUGGCAUCGUCCACCACCGCCGCCGCCGCUGCAUCGUCCUUCAUCGGAACCCGUCUUCCAGACCUACAUUCGAACUCGGGCCGAGUUACAGCCCGGUUCGGGUUUGGAAAGAAAAAGGCCGCCCCUGCUAAAAAAGUAUCAAAAACUGUCACAUCUGACCGUCCAUUAUGGUACCCUGGCGCAAAAGCACCAGAGUACCUAGACGGCAGUCUGGUUGGUGACUACGGGUUUGACCCUUUUGGUCUGGGCAAACCCGCAGAAUACUUGCAGUUUGACUUGGACUCUUUGGACCAAAACUUGGCCAAGAAUUUGGCAGGGGAUGUUAUUGGAACUAGGUUCGAGAGUGCGGAUGUGAAAUCGACUCCUUUCCAACCUUAUGAUGAGGUUUUUGGGCUGCAAAGGUUUAGGGAGUGUGAGCUUAUCCAUGGAAGAUGGGCUAUGUUGGCUACACUUGGUGCUCUUACAGUCGAGUCUGUCACUGGUGUUACAUGGCAAGAUGCAGGAAAGGUGGAACUAAUUGACGGAUCAUCGUAUUUUGGCCAACCACUUCCGUUCUCCAUCACUACUUUGAUAUGGAUCGAGGUUUUGGUCAUUGGGUUCAUCGAGUUCCAAAGAAAUGCUGAGCUUGAACCCGAAAAGAGGCUCUACCCAGGUGGUCCAUUUGAUCCAUUAAACUUGGCCAGCGACCCCGAGAAGAAAGCCACCCUUCAAUUGGCAGAGAUCAAACACGCCCGCCUUGCCAUGGUGGCCUUCCUCGGCUUUGCUGUCCAAGCAGCAGCCACAGGAAAGGGCCCACUUAACAACUGGGUUACCCAUUUGAGCGACCCACUUCACACUACUAUCCUUGACACCUUCGGCUUCUUCUCUUAAACCCUCUUUUUUGCCAUUCCCAUUUUAUAUAAUCACAUCCGCAUCUUUAUCUCUACCUUUAUCGUGUAAAGUUUGUAACAUUUGACGAAUUAAGCAAAACAAUAUAUUGCUGUUAUUGUCACUCA